Molecule: messenger RNA, 951 nt
Organism: Uloborus diversus
Lineage: Eukaryota; Metazoa; Arthropoda; Arachnida; Araneae; Uloboridae
Gene: Desi
Exons: 5
Coding region: 1-951 (316 amino acids)
Source: RefSeq, a predicted model, not a curated record
AUGGUUCAGGAUGCUCUUGGGUCAAAGAAUGAGAUUAUCAUGGGUACAUCAGUAUAUAUUCCUUUCCUGCUGGCACUCCUUGUGUUAGUACAAGCAGCCCCAGAAAAAGUGAUGUUCGGCGAACCAGCUCCCAUAGCAGCCGAGGGUCGCCAAGACCCUGAAGCAGCCACCGAGACAACUGCCAAGAGCAGCCGGAAAGCCCGCGUCUUCACUUUUCCAGGAUCCUCACAAGAUUCCCGAACGCACCAACCGUUAUACGUGAUCCCCCACACAGAGGACCGAUUUGCAUCUGCAGCCUCAGGUGGUGGUGAAGACGACGAGAAUCGUUUGCUGUCCCUUCUGCCUACAUUCGGAAACGACGGGAUGCAGGUUGGUCUAGAUUUCAAACUGCCUUUCUUCAGCAUUCCGUAUGGCAAGAUGUUUUCGGCCCUCAGCUCUCCUUCAAGUUUCUUCCCUGGACAAUCUGGACUACAAAGUUUUGGUUCCACCAACCUGCUGGGCAGUGGAAACAGUGGAUUGGCCACAGCAGCAGCCAUGGCAGUAACUGCUGCCCUCCUCUAUCCCAAAGUUAGUGGGAUGCUCGGCCUCGGUGGGAAAGGAGUCUUCAGAGAUGGUCAAGGAUCAGACGACUUCUUGCACAACAUGAACAGUGUAUUGAGUCAGUUCAACAUUGAUGGAGAGGCUUGCAUGAAAGUGGCUCUCUGCUCCCUGGGCAAUGCAAGGAGAAGCAAACCCAGAGGCAGGGAUUCUUCCAGAGGAACCACUACGCCAGCAGAUGUAGUGGAAGAUAUUCUCAACCUUCCAUCCGUAAAAGGCAUGCUGAACAAAGGUGGUCUGGUACAAGCUCGAGACUUCGGAGGGUCAGGUGGUGACUGUGGAUACUUUGAUGGCCAGGGAAAAUGCCCAGUAGCUGCAAAGACCUUUACAGACUUUCUUGCAAAACUGGGUUAA